Corylus avellana is the source of this 1132-nucleotide messenger RNA. Its product is annotated as NAD(P)-binding Rossmann-fold superfamily protein. Gene Ontology annotation, cellular component: mitochondrion. Gene Ontology annotation, molecular function: protein-containing complex binding. Lineage: Eukaryota; Viridiplantae; Streptophyta; Magnoliopsida; Fagales; Betulaceae. The record is from RefSeq and is a predicted model, not a curated record.
ACUCGAAAGUCGAAACAAUAGAUUAUAGAAGGCCAUUGCUUGACCCACGCAGAUAUAGCUUCGCUGCUCUCCGAAAUGGCGUCGUUUUUGUCCUUCCCUGCCCUUCCCUCACUUCCCUACUCUCCCACCAGAGCUUCCUUUCGUACCCGCUCCACCUCGCUUUUUCAGAACCGGUUUGGUGUGAGAUGCAGUUAUGCGGAAGCAACUGUAAGGGAUGACUAUAAACCUGAUACAAUAGAUGUUGUAGCUGAUAUCAAGACUGAAAGGAUUGUAGUCUUAGGAGGCAGUGGUUUUGUGGGUUCUGCUAUAUGCAAGGCAGCGGUAUCAAAGGGCAUAGAGGUCAUAAGUCUAAGCAGGUCGGGCCGUCCUACUUACCCAAAUUCAUGGGUAGAUCAGGUAAAUUGGAUAGCAGGAGAUGUUUUCUAUGUAAACUGGGAUGAAGUACUGGUUGGGGCUACUGCAGUGGUUUCAACCCUUGGAGGUUUUGGUAGUGAGGAACAGAUGCAAAGGAUUAAUGGCGAGGCUAAUGUUGUGUCUGUGAAUGCUGCAAAGGAUUAUGGUAUUCCCAAGUUUGUCUUAAUCUCAGUGCAUGAUUACAAUUUACCAUCAUUUUUACUUUCAUCUGGAUACUUCACUGGAAAGAGGAAAGCAGAGUCUGAGGUCCUUUCCAAAUAUCCCAACUCCGGUGUUGUGUUAAGACCGGGCUUCAUAUAUGGGAAAAGGAGGGUGGAUGGUUACGAGAUUCCUCUGGAUUUGAUAGGGGAACCAUUGGAGAGAAUUCUGCGUGCUGCUGAAAGCUUUACCAAGCCUUUGAGUUCUCUUCCAGCAUCUGAUCUGCUCUUGGCUCCACCUGUUAGUGUUGAUGAUGUUGCACUUGCAGUUAUCAAUGCAAUCUCAGAUGAUGACUUCUUUGGCAUUUUCACAAUCGACCAAAUCAAGGAAGCUGCAGAAAAAGUGAGGGUGUGAUAUAGCUUUUCUAACGUAGAGUCAAAGGUGGUAUAAUACAGGCAGGAUUUUGAGUAUGAUGUUACUCCUGGUUUAGCUACCCCAUGCAUGGGAAUGAUAUACAUGGAAGUGUUGUGUAAAGACCCCAUAUUUCUUAUACAAACUGUCUUUAACAUUUUAAUAUGAA